Messenger RNA from Spodoptera littoralis (African cotton leafworm), 645 nucleotides. The record is from the annotation of a GenBank genome assembly. Lineage: Eukaryota; Metazoa; Arthropoda; Insecta; Lepidoptera; Noctuidae.
AUGGAUCCGGGUAUUCUUUGUUUCCACCAUUGUGAUCACAAAGUAUUUUGCACUAUAAUACCUGAAAAAUGCCCUGUUUGUGAUCAAAAAUUGGAUAGAUAUGAUUACAAUCUACUGCCCUUCAGGGUUCCUUACCCGUUCGUUAAAGCAUCUCAGCAUCCUCGCGCCAUCGUCAUGAAGCCAACUCACGGCGAUUUUCUCAAUGACUACUACAAUUCCAAAGAUUUGCACAUAGGAGUGACUAACUCUCAAGGUUGUGUUGUGGAGUUUAGUGAGGAGGGCAUCCGUGGUGUGGACCCCAUGACUAAGAAGUGGAGUAGCUGCGACUCUAGCUCAGAUUGGGACCAGUGUCUGCUGUUAGAGCAGUUUGAUGAGCUGUGGAAUGAGAUUUGGGAUAGCGUUCUUCUCAAGGUAAGCCAGAGUCCGCUGUGGGAGGCUGAAAGGUACAAUGAAGAAAGGCAUAAUUGCUUCACAUUUGUACUUGCAUUCCUGCAAGCCCUAGACUGUGGUGAGCUCUCUGAGAAGGCUAGAGAUCCUAAACUUUUCUGUAAGCAAUAUGUUGUUCCAAGAACCUCUGCUGCAGGGAAGUAUAUCUCCUUGUAUAGACAGCUCAAAAGGCAAAACUAUUUCAUACAGAACCAAUGA